AUGUCCUCUUUUCUUCGCAUAGACGAUUAUGAAAGUUACGAAAAACCAAAUAAUGAUUUCACUAACCUUAACCAACACUCUAAUAAAAGAGUUUUAGACAAAAUUUCUACUCGUAAAGAUAUUAUAUCUCACGCUCCUUCAACUCCUUCUUACACUUCUCAUAGUAAAAAACCUUUUAAUAAACCUUCUUCCUCUUCUUCGCCGUUAAAUGAUCUACCUCAAAACACCAAUGAUAUUCAUCUUAAAAUUUACACAAAUGAUUAUCAUAUGAAAAGUACCCCUAUCUUUUAUCACAACACGAGCUCAACACUGAAUGACAAAUAUAGAAUUAGUUAUAGAUUAUUGGCUCGUAAAGAAAUGAUUUCAUCACGUGCUAAUAAUUUACGUGAACAUAAUACUACGACUCGUACUUUUUUUAAUUUCACAUAUAAGAAAUAUCAUUUUCAUUUUGGAAUAUAUCCCUUGUUCUCAACAACCAUCACAUUCACCGUUUUACACCCUUGUAAUAAAUGUCAAGUUCCUAGCCCCUUUGUUAUGUCUCAAUGUAGACGCUCCUGUGUUAUGCAUCAACAACUUUUCUUUCGUAAUGAUACUUUCAAUAAUGUCCGAAAUCAUGGACGUCAGGACCUCACCUCAACCAUUACUACUCCGGUCAACGACAAGCGCUCACAUGCUAAUUUGUUACAUGACAGAUGGAAUUGCAGAUGGAAAAAAGAUGUUGUAUCCCAACGAUUGGGAAUUAGUUAUAAGGAAUCUUAUCUUGCUCGUACUAAAGGCUUAGUUAUACAUCAUGAACAUAAUCGCCUUGAUACAAUGAAGCACCAGCUGAUUACUGCUCAACGCUACCGGUUUUUAUUUUUACCAUCGCAAUAUAUCUACAAGCCGAUUAAAUAUCUUCAAUACACCCAUGGUCUUGAUUAUCCCGACUAUGGCUUCAAGAUUCCUUACAAUCAGGAGAUUACUCCCAAGAAAGACCUUUUAAUUUAUACGGUCGAACAAUAUAACCCUAUCCCGAAUGGGUUUUUUCCGUCAAAAUACAAAGACAUUAUUCCUAAGAAGCCUCUUUAUACGGCCUCAGGUGAAUUUAUUAUUCCUGGAUCUCGCGAAUGGUUUACUUAUAUGUAUAAGUUGGAUCUUGAACGUAAAUCAACACCACCUCCUUCACGCUCAUCUCUUGAGGAACGUCAACAAUUGCUUGUCAAAGAAAAUGAUCGUAUUCAAGACCUUAUUAAAGGGAAAGGAAAGCAAGAAGCUGCCCUACACGGCACAAGUAAUAUUAACUUCCAACUUAAACUUUACCAAGAAAUGACCACCUUCAACGAUGCCUUUAAUCUUGGAAAGAGCAUAUCUGUUAUCCCACCUAUGACGAAUGAUGAACUUUACGUUCCUUCUAAAGGCGGAAGAUAUUAUAUUAACAAUCCUUCGCAAUAG
Rhizophagus irregularis DAOM 181602=DAOM 197198 is the source of this 1431-nucleotide messenger RNA. RefSeq lists its product as uncharacterized. The record is from RefSeq and is a predicted model, not a curated record. NCBI's taxonomy places the organism in Eukaryota, Fungi, Glomeromycota, Glomeromycetes, Glomerales, Glomeraceae.